Messenger RNA from Erigeron canadensis, 851 nucleotides. RefSeq names its product 60S ribosomal protein L9-like. Gene Ontology annotation, biological process: cytoplasmic translation. The record is from RefSeq and is a predicted model, not a curated record. Gene Ontology annotation, cellular component: ribosome; cytosolic large ribosomal subunit. Lineage: Eukaryota; Viridiplantae; Streptophyta; Magnoliopsida; Asterales; Asteraceae. Gene Ontology annotation, molecular function: rRNA binding; structural constituent of ribosome. The transcript is spliced from 3 exons. Bases 91 to 672 code for a protein of 193 amino acids.
CUCAAAACCUAGUUUCCCUGCCUCCUCAAAAAACCAACCUUUUCUUCAACAAACAACCUCAGAGAAAAUUCCCAAAAAAAAUCAGCAAAAAUGAAGACAAUUUUGUCAUCAGAAACAAUGGACAUCCCAGAAAACAUUGAAAUCAAAGUCAAAGCCAAAGUGAUUGAAGUCAAAGGACCAAGAGGAACCUUAACCAAAAACUUCAAACAUCUGAAUCUUGAUUUCCAGCUGAUUACCGAUGAAGAAGGUAAGAAAAAGCUGAAAGUUGAUGCUUGGUUUGGGUCCAGGAAGACGACGGCCGCCAUCAGGACGGCGUUGAGCCACGUCAGCAAUCUGAUUAUUGGUGUGACUCAAGGCUUUAGGUAUAAGAUGAGAUUUGUGUAUGCCCAUUUCCCCAUCAAUGCCAGUAUCACUAAUAACAACAAGGCCAUUGAGAUCCGUAACUUUUUGGGUGAAAAGAAGGUGAGGAAAGUUGAUUUGCUUGAGGGUGUAACUGUGGUUCGAUCAGAGAAAGUUAAGGAUGAACUUGUUUUGGAUGGAAAUGAUAUUGAGCUUGUGUCUCGAUCUUGUGCUUUGAUAAACCAGAAAUGUCACGUGAAGAACAAGGAUAUCCGAAAGUUUCUUGAUGGUAUUUACGUGAGUGACAAGGCCAAAAUUGAAGAGGAAGCGUAAGUCUGCUAAGUUUAUCUUUCUGGUGACAGAGUUGUUUAGUUUAAGGAUGAUUUUAGUCUUUUUAUCGAGAUUUUUGAUUUUGGGUAUGAAUUUAUGUUAUAAAAGAUCCUGUUGGUAUUAUCGUUACUUAUUUUUCGGGUGUUAUUGUCGUUUAAUUAUUGCAAUCGUGUUUGGAUUUA